Eurypyga helias (sunbittern) is the source of this 1988-nucleotide messenger RNA. It is a transcript of the gene MAP3K13, whose product is annotated as mitogen-activated protein kinase kinase kinase 13. Lineage: Eukaryota; Metazoa; Chordata; Aves; Eurypygiformes; Eurypygidae. Gene Ontology annotation, biological process: JNK cascade; protein autophosphorylation. The transcript is spliced from 10 exons. The record is from RefSeq and is a predicted model, not a curated record. Gene Ontology annotation, molecular function: JUN kinase kinase kinase activity; ATP binding. The annotation marks the transcript as partial.
AUACCUGGGAGGUCCCAUUUGAGGAGAUCUCGGAGCUGCAGUGGCUGGGCAGCGGUGCGCAGGGAGCUGUCUUCCUGGGCAAAUUCCGGGCAGAGGAGGUGGCCAUCAAGAAAGUGAGAGAUCAGAACGAAACGGAUAUCAAGCACUUGCGGAAACUCAAACAUCCUAACAUCAUUGCGUUCAAGGGAGUUUGCACGCAAGCCCCAUGCUACUGCAUCAUCAUGGAGUACUGUGCACACGGACAGCUCUAUGAAGUGCUGCGAGCAGGGCGGAAAGUCACCCCUCGACUGCUUGUGGAUUGGUCCACGGGGAUUGCAAGUGGGAUGAAUUAUCUGCACCUUCACAAAAUCAUCCAUCGAGACCUCAAGUCACCAAAUGUUUUAGUUACACAUACAGAUGCAGUAAAAAUUUCAGAUUUUGGUACAUCUAAAGAACUUAGUGAUAAAAGUACCAAAAUGUCUUUUGCGGGAACUGUGGCUUGGAUGGCCCCAGAGGUGAUACGCAACGAGCCUGUCUCUGAAAAGGUGGAUAUCUGGUCGUUCGGGGUAGUUUUGUGGGAGCUGCUUACGGGAGAGAUUCCCUACAAGGACGUGGACUCUUCGGCCAUCAUUUGGGGAGUGGGCAGCAACAGCCUGCACCUUCCUGUCCCUUCCACCUGCCCAGAUGGCUUCAAAAUCCUCAUGAAGCAGACCUGGCAAAGCAAGCCCCGGAAUCGUCCCUCCUUUCGGCAGACACUGAUGCACCUGGAUAUCGCAUCUGCUGAUGUGCUGGCUACUCCUCAGGAAACCUAUUUCAAAUCGCAGGCUGAAUGGAGAGAAGAAGUGAAGAAACACUUUGAGAAGAUUAAAAGUGAAGGAACUUGUAUCCACCGGCUAGAUGAAGAAUUGAUUCGUCGUCGAAGAGAAGAGCUGAGACAUGCUUUGGAUAUCCGUGAACACUAUGAGAGGAAGCUGGAGCGAGCCAACAACUUAUACAUGGAGCUCAGUGCUAUUAUGCUGCAGCUGGAGGUCCGUGAGAAGGAGCUCAUAAAGAGGGAACAAGCAGUGGAAAAGAAAUACCCUGGGACUUAUAAACGCCACCCAGUCAGGCCAAUAAUCCACCCCAAUACAGUGGAGAAGCUGAUGAAGAGGAAAGGGGUCGCCCACAAACCAGGCAGCCAGACUAAACGGCCAGAUCUUCUGAAGUCAGAGGGCAUACCAAGCACAGAAGCAGCGUCCAAUGGUUCACCAGUCUCAGGAAGUCCCAAAAUGUCAACGCUGAGUGGCAAAAGCCGCUACCGCAGUAAGCCACGUCACCGCCGAGGGAACAGCAAAGGCAGCUACAAUGAUUUUGCAGGGAUCUUGAAAAACCAGCCAGUGCAAGAUGAUGCACCCCCACCUCCACCUCAUAAUCAUUCUCACCAUCCCAGCCUACCGCAGCAACCUGGCCACAGCCAUCCCCACGGCCAUCACACACGGCUUCAUGCCCACGGACAAGAUAUCGCCAACUGCGCAAACAACUUGCGGUACUUUGGCCCCGCAGCAGCGCUGCGGAGCCCUCUCAGUAACCACGCGCAAAGGCGGAUGUCGGGUUCCAGCCCCGACCUCAUCUCUGCUGCCAUGGAGGCAGAUUGCCGAAGGAAUCUGGAGAGCAAGGAAAGCAAAGCUGAUCACUGGGAGUGUUGCAAAACAGAUCCAUAUAAUUCCUGUCUUCAGUGCAGGGAGGAGGACAGUGGUCAGGUGCAGAUGUCGUCUGUUGACACAGGGAUGAGCCAUUCUGAAUCCCCAACGUCUGCUUCCCUGUACGAAAAUGCGCAGUUCAUGGAGAAGAUGGAGGAAGAGGGCUACAGCAACUGUCAGUCAGCGUCGGCCCUGGGCACUCCCCAGCACAUGGCCUCCUCCGUGCUACCUUGCAAAGCAAGACCCCUUCAGAAGAGCGGUGAUGACUCUUCAGAAGAGGAAGAGGGCGAAGUAGACAGUGAAGUGGAGUUUCCUCGUAGACAAAGGUAA